This is a messenger RNA of Acanthopagrus latus (yellowfin seabream), 1611 nucleotides long. RefSeq names its product growth arrest and DNA-damage-inducible, alpha, a (gene gadd45aa). Gene Ontology annotation, cellular component: cytoplasm; nucleus. The transcript has 4 exons. NCBI's taxonomy places the organism in Eukaryota, Metazoa, Chordata, Actinopteri, Spariformes, Sparidae. The record is from RefSeq and is a predicted model, not a curated record. The coding region runs from base 339 to 842 and encodes 167 amino acids. Gene Ontology annotation, biological process: regulation of cell cycle.
AGGGCUAAUGAAUACAUUUGUAUUUCAGUCCAGACGUUAGGGGCCAGCAGGCGGCUGUAGUUAUGCUAGCAACGCUGCUGAAGGCAGACACGCCUCUUUGCUGUGUGUCUCUCCAAUCCCUCUCCAGAGCACACCCGCAACAUUAGCAUACGACCAAUGAUGCACGGCUCUCUGACUUCAUUGUCCCAGGCUGCUUUAAUGUGAAGUUGCCAGAUUUAUCUCUCAGUUGCAACGCAGUGAAGCCAAGAGAGAAGUUGCGUCCAGUCGAGAAGAUACCAGGAUAUCUACUCACUCACUAUACCGCUAUUCUCAUUGCUCUGAGGUGGAUUUGGAUUUUUAUGUACAAGAUGACAUUUGAGGAACUAAAUGGGGAUUAUUCUCAAGAAAGAAUGGAUUCAGUCGCGAAAGCUUUGGAGGAAGUCCUCACGUCUGCGUUACCACAGGGCUGCAUUACAGUGGGAGUCUACGAGGCUGCCAAGUCACUCAAUGUGGACCCUGAUAACGUCGUCUUGUGCAUCCUCGCCACCGACGACGAAGACGUAAAAGACGUGGCCCUGCAGAUCCACUUUACCCUCAUUCAGGCUUUCUGCUGCGAGAAUGACAUCAACAUCCUGAGAGUCAACAACACCCGGCGCCUGGCAGAGAUACUGGGAGGAGGAGGAGGAGGAGGAGGAGGUGGAAAACAGAGCGGGGGUGAACCUCUGGACCUCCACUGUGUGCUGGUCACAAGUCCACAUUCAACGUCAUGGAAAGACCCUGCUCUGACCAAAGUGAACCGAUUCUGCAGAGAGAGCCGCUGUAUGGACCAGUGGGUACCCAUCAUCAACCUGCCUGAACGAUGAACUGUUAGCCGUGAAAGCCUGUAAAAGGACUGUUAUCUGCGCAGGAAGCGUGGUGUGUACCCUGAUGGACACAUUACCAUCCAGAGAUCAAAUUCCAAAGCACUGCUGACAGGGGAAGAAACAAUUUGGAGGGGAAAAAAAAAAGCGACCCCGCUGUCUGCGUGGGAUGCAUUCAAAAGAGAAGAUGGAUUUCCACUUCAGACGGGACUGUUUGGAGCUGUCAGCCUCGGCAACCAAGACGAGAUGCCGAGGAGCUUGUAUCUUCAUGAGCUGGGAAUUCAAAAAAAAAGAGAAAGAAAAAAAAAGCAUGUGUGUGUGCUUUUUCAUGUGAAGCCGGACACUGUACAGAAGGAUUGUAUCAUGUAUGUGUGGUAAAGCCUCUGUGACGAGAAGUGGGGAGAAACCAGAAAACAGAGCUGUUGAGUUGGACCAAGGCCUCUGCCUCUCUCUGCAGAAACAAAGCACUUGUUGAAACACUGGACCUUUUGCAAUUUCACUUAUUUCAUUUAAAUUGUUAAUGUUGACGUUACUAUUGUCAUAAUUUAAAAAGGGAAGGGCUACACAUCCAGUGAAGACAUUUUGUGUACUUAGUGUUUCCUAUACCAGGUGUUUUUUUUUUGCCACAUGUAAAAUAAUUCAUUUGUUACAAUUUAAGUUAUUUCUAAUGAUAUUUAAGUGUAUUUAUGUUUCAUUUUUUACCUUAACUAUUUGCAAAAUCUAAAUACAUAUGUAUUGCUGUCAAUAAAAAGUAUUUUUUUUGGAGCGAGAA